Messenger RNA from Puccinia graminis f. sp. tritici CRL 75-36-700-3, 2066 nucleotides. RefSeq lists its product as uncharacterized. Bases 1 to 1692 code for a protein of 563 amino acids. The transcript is spliced from 7 exons. Gene Ontology annotation, molecular function: phospholipid binding. NCBI's taxonomy places the organism in Eukaryota, Fungi, Basidiomycota, Pucciniomycetes, Pucciniales, Pucciniaceae. Gene Ontology annotation, cellular component: mitotic actomyosin contractile ring, proximal layer; cell division site; cytoplasmic side of plasma membrane. Gene Ontology annotation, biological process: cytoskeleton organization. The record is from RefSeq and is a predicted model, not a curated record.
AUGGCUCGACUAGCAAACCUAUUCAACAAAGUCCAUCUUCAAUUCCCACAAGCUACCAACGAACACUAUCACGAUACACACCAAGAUCAUCCCGCUCAGAGUCCAAGUCAACGUCAUCAAGAAUAUAAUAUAACCGCAACCAACAACGGCAAUCCAAUUCACAGAUCUCAAGGAACAUCACAAUAUCAGCAUGACCCCGGAAAUGAGGGAUCGAUGCACGACUUUUGCAACGCGUUUUGGGGCGAAAGUGGAUAUGAGAUUCUAAUGUCUCGAGUCAAACAGUCCUCAAGAAUGCUAGAAGAUCUCAAGACUUGGUAUAAGGAACGAUCGGCGAUCGAAUUAGAAUACUCCAAGAAGCUCUUCAGACUCAGCAAAUCUCCCGUCCUUGCUAGUGCCACCGCCAAUCUCGAAUCCAUCGGAUUAAGAUCCGCUCUCGAAUCCAUUCGCAUUAGUACCGAAAAAUCCGCGCAUUGUCAUGCCGAACUAUCUGGUACUUUCAAAACUGCCUUGUACGGGAAAUUUUCCACGUUUAUUAAUACCCGUGAUUCAGUCAAGAAGAAUCCCCAAGCUACGGUGGAAAAACUGCGCAAAACUUUGGUUGAUUUACAAGUGCUACAUGAAAAAGCCAGGAGAAAAUUCGAAUCAGAUGCCAUUGCGAGUACUGGUUAUGUUACUCAACUCCAACUGGUCCAAGGUCGUGAUUCGGAUAAAGUAUCCAACAAGCUGGAUAAAGUCCAUAUGAGUAUUAAGGUUACUGAAAAAGAAUAUCGGACUCACAACAAGAAUCUUCAGGAUACCAUCAAUGAAUGGAAUACCCAAUGGAAACAAUUUUGCGACUUGAUUCAAGAUCAGGAAGAAGACCGGAUAGAUUUUGUCAGAAACACUUUUUGGGACUAUGCAAAUGCCGUCUCUGCUAUUUGUGUCGCCGAAGAUGAACAAUGUGAGUGUAUCCGACAAUCACUUGAACGUUGUGAAGCCAAUAAAGAUGUUAGAAACUAUGUUCGUCAAGCAGCAACCGGGAAUGAAUAUACACUUGCCCCAAGUUUUGUGGAUUAUACAGCAGGAGAAAUUCCACGUCCGGCUGCGGUACUGACGGCCAAUUUCAUCCGAACUACGACACGGAAGCCUGAGGACACUACAUUAGUGCCGUUAAGCAAGCCACUCCAAGGGAUGGUCCAAUCCAUCAAAGCCGGCCCCCCUCUACCCAUUGAACCUCUUCAUCAGAACGGAAAGAAUGGGAAUACUGCUUGGGAGAAUAAGAAUAGGAUUAAACGGGGCGGCGCGAUUGCAGAAGCAGUGGCUAGUAUGAGUCUCAAUAAUCCUUCACAACAAAAUCCUAAUCCAAAUCAGCAUCAUCAUCAAUCCGAAAGAAAACCCGAAAUGUUAACGGCCGACAACUUGGAUCAUCUUCAACGGAUCAUCGGACAAUCUACUGCAAAUGGCGUCGUUCAUCAACCCGGUCUCGGCUAUCCAUCCGACCGUCCAUGUAAUGACCAACCCCUCAAAACCAUAUCGCCGAACCCUUACCUCAGUCCUCAAUAUGGCCAACCAAUUGUUCACCAUCAAAACCAAAACUAUGCAAGCCUUGAUGGCCAACAACCUAGUUCCCAAACUUCUCCCAACAACAAGAGAUAUUUCCCAUUGACACCAGUCAACUUGAACGAUCGACCUCUUCCCCCUCCGCCACUUUGAUUCAAUGUCAUAUACACACUCUUCCUUCUGUUCCGUCAUGUGCUCCGUUCUUUAAUUAAAUUAUGCUUGCCUAAAUCUCUCUUGUAUUCGUCACUCAUAUAUUCUCAAAAACAACUUCAAAAUCAACCAUGCUCAGUCCAUACGAUGUCAUACAUAGGAUAGGUAUACAUGUAUCCUUAUAACCUACAAAUAUAAAAUCAGUCCCAUCUGUUAUCAGUCGCAUGAGUCAUCUUUCAAUUCUUUUUUUGGGCUUCAGACCUCCUUGGUUCGGAUCACGGUCAAUAUCACAUUUAGAUGAAAGAAAAAAAAAAACACGUCCUGUUGAUGCUUUCAUCACAUACAUCGGACUGGACAUGGUACCCUCAUCUAAAAAU